Glycine soja is the source of this 849-nucleotide messenger RNA. RefSeq names its product ankyrin repeat-containing protein ITN1-like. Gene Ontology annotation, molecular function: protein binding. The record is from RefSeq and is a predicted model, not a curated record. Lineage: Eukaryota; Viridiplantae; Streptophyta; Magnoliopsida; Fabales; Fabaceae. Bases 83 to 718 code for a protein of 211 amino acids. The transcript has a single exon.
GACCACGAACACCAAUAUUACUAGGUCUGGCGUCGGACAUUCUUGCAAUGGAGCUUUUGGAAGAUCCAAACAUGAUGAUGCAAUGAGAGAACUCUAUGAAGCUUCAUUAAAUGGAUGUGUGAGUACCUUAGACACAUUAAUAAAAAAAGACCCUCCUAUUCUAAGCAGAGUUUCACUCUACCCCUUCACUGAAACCCCAUUACACAUAGCCUCCUUGCUUGGACAUUUAGAGUUUUGUCAGAUUCUUCUUCAGAAUAGUCCCAAUUUAGCCACUGAAUUGGACUCAAAAGGGCGUUGCUCUCUUCAUCUGGCUUCAGCUAAAGGGCACACUGAAAUCGUGAAAGCGCUUUUGAGGACAAAACCAGAAAUGAGUUUGGUGCGCGACAAAGAUGCGAUGCUUCCUUUCCAUUUUGCUGCAAUUAGAGGGCGCGUGGGAGCCAUCAAAGAGUUGAUCGAAGAGAAGCCAAACUCCAUUCAAGAGAUGAUAGAAAGUGAUGAUGGUUCUGUUCUGCACUUGUGCGUUCGCUAUAACCAUCUCCAGGCUCUGAAUUUGCUAGUGGAAUCACUGAGAGGUGAACAUCAAUUCUUAUCAGCCAAAUACAAAGAGGAUAGCACUAUUCUGCUUUCAGCAGUCAAACACAGACAAAUCAAGGUAGAAUCCCCCCAAAAGAAAUUCAGGUACUAUUUACCAAUUUUCUAUAAGAACAUAAUGGCAUGAUACUAUUUUCACAGUAUGAUCUUCGAGCAAAUAUAAAAUUCUAGCAAUAUGUUACCACGCGAAUUCUUAUUGUUUUUUGGUAUGGUAUAUUGACAUGGGACACCUACAUUCAUUACAUAAAUGUGGAUUAC